CGGAGAUGCCCAAAUCACGGAGAUACUACUGUCACCUGUGAACCGGUAGGGAUAGAGGGAACGAGGUUAUUCUUUAAACGAAUUCACUUUGUAUGAUAAAGCAAAAUGAUGGUUUCGCGAUGGUUUUUCACACGGCGGUCAUAUUUGCUGCCUUGACAGGAUUUAUCGAAGUAUUUUGCAGGGGCUCUUCAACAUCAGCUGUAUUUAUCAGGGAACAAAGCCAGCUGUGAAAUGUAUUCUGGAGCAGGCCUGCCAGCUGCUAGGACACCACCAUCAAGUCCACGUGCAUCAAAAUUUAUGUACCAUCCUCCACCACUCCCAUGCCCUCCAAAAGAGCCUUCCCUAGCCCCUUUAUCAUCCUUUUCAAAUGAAUGCAAAACUGAUUUUCCUUCAGUAUUUCCCCCCCCUUCAACUCAAACAAAUGACUUGAAUCCAAACUUUUCUCCACUUACAUAUACUGUACCAGGUGUUAGUGUAUCUCCUUCAGAUUAUUCUUGUACCCCCUUUUCACCUUUCCCUUUAUCACCUCCCCCUCCUCCAGCACCACCAGGGAAAUCAUUCUGUCCUGGAGGAUUUCCCUCUCCACCUCCGCCUCCUCCCCCACCUCCUCCCCCUCCCCCUAAACCUCCCCUAGCACUUCAAGGAGUAUCUACCUCUGCUUGUCCCCCUCCCAUUACCCCUGCCGCUGUUCCUCCUCCUCCUCCUCCCCCUCCUCCUGGAAUUAAUCCUUCACUGCCAGGUACUUCUGGAGCAAGGAAAGGUUCAACCAUAAGAAAGAAACUUGUCACACCAGUAUCCCCCAUGAAACCUCUUUUUUGGAAGAGAAUACAACUCAAUCAGCUACCUGUCAGACUGGAGACUGAGGCCAGUGAAACAGUUUGGGCAACACUCAAGGAACCAACAAUUAAUGUCAGUCGCCUUGCUGAAACAUUUGCCAAGGUGGAGAGAAAGACAGAGGGAAAACUUUUAUCCUCUAGAUCGAUGCACAAAAUAAAACAGCAAGUUAUCCACUUAUUGGACAACAAGAGAUCGCAAUCUGUGGGAAUCUUUUUGAGCAGUCUUCAUGUUAAUAUGGAUGAGAUAAGAGAUGCUCUGUACAAUGUGAACACCUCCAUUGUGGAUCAGGAAAGCCUCAGCUCACUGUAUGAAAUUAGGCCAACAAAAGAGGAACUUCAAACAAUAGCUACAUUCUGUCAAAAGAAUUGUGAUGUGAUACUUGACAGACCUGAGCAGUUCUUAAUGGAUUUGUCAAAAAUCAGCUGUUAUGAGGAGCGACUUUACUGUUUGAUGUUAAGAACAAGCGUGACAGAUUCUCUCUCAGAAAUUGGACAGAAACUGACCAACUUUCGAUUGGUUUGUGAGAUGUUGCAGACAUGCAAAGAAGUUCCGAACAUUUUGGGUUUAGUACUUGCCUUUGGGAACUAUAUGAAUGGAGGAAACAUUGCUCGUGGACAGGCAGAUGGUUUUGAAUUGGACAUCCUUCCAAAACUGAAAGAUGUGAAAUGCAAAGACAAUUCCACCAACCUGCUACAUUAUCUUGUAACUGUGUACAUUGAAAAGUUUGAUAAGAAUGCAGGGACUGUUAAUUCCAAGUUUCCACUACCAGAACCACAUGAUCUGAAAGUGGCAUCUCAAAUAAAGUUUGAGGACAUAGAGGCAGAAAUAAACAGCUUAAGGAAGCAGUUAGACCUAUGUAAUAAAAAGCUUUCCAAAGUGAUGAAGGAAAGUGAAGAAAGUCUUCAACAACCGUUCAGUAGCAUAAUGAGUUCAUUUCUGGAGCAGAGUCAAGGAGAGGUUUCAGAGCUGGAACAAGCACUUACAGAGUGCCAGAAAAGGUACUCAUCCCUUUGGAGAUUCUUCAAUGCCAAACCUAUGGCUACAUGUAGUCCACCUCAAGAAUUCCUUGAGAUCUGGGCAAAGUUUAGUUCUGACUUCCUGUUAUUCUGGAGAAAGGAGCAGCAGCUGAUUGCCAAACUUGCUUUUGAAGAAACAAAACAAAAAGUGUACAAGGAAAAAGUAGAAGGAAUAUCCGUGAAGCCAGCAACUGUUAGUGGUUUGAAACUUAAGUUGGCCUCUUCAAGAAAGGCAAAUGCUAGCUGAGCCAACUAAAUGAAAGUACUGGUAGAAUGUUUUGGCUCUUGUAGUUACCAAGACUUCACAGUAGUGGGUUUCACUUUGAAAGAAAGGAAAUGUACAUCAUGUAGUACCGUGAGAAUUUGCUUCCCCUAAUUUCUUUUGAUCAAAGUUCUCUCAUUAUUUAUGAACAUAGCAACCUAGAGUGGUGGCAGUUUCAAUUGAAUUGAAUGAAAACAUUCGAUCUUUGAGUGCUUUUGUUGUCAAUAAGCAGAGUGCAAUAGUAUUUCCAUUCUUUUUCACCAUUCUGGUGAGGGAUUUGGCUCUUGUCCAUUGUAACUGUGUGUGGUAUUUAAAAAUUGAGAGUUAAAUUGUCACCAUUCCAUGCUGCAAUGAAGCUGCGGCCAUGCCAAAUGUAAAAAAAAUUUAUACACAUAGUUGUGUACCCAAUUAUGACCACGUCUCUAACAGGGUAACAGAUUAGGCAGAAAAGUUUAACUCAAAUAUAACCAGGUACUUCAUUUCACAAAGGGAAUUCCUGUUUCUUAGUGGAGGUCUUAUCGUGAAGUGCGGUGAGUCUAUUAUAAGCUUUCCUGGCCAACCUUGUACCAAACUACAUAUAAAACAUGUAUCAGGAUAUCAAAGUGGCGCCAGACAAGACAGUUAUAUUUAUAGCUAAUUUAUUAAUGUAAUAUUUAUUAAUGUUUACUCAGUAAAAGUCAUACUUGUAUUUAUUUAUUUAUCCUAUUAAGUCAUAUAUCCUAGUAUAAAUAAUGCACUGCUUAUUUAUUUAUUUAUCUUUAAGUUAAUAAGUCAUAUAUCCCAGUAUAAAUAAUACGUUACUCUAUUUAAGACAAAUUAUUAUGCAAUAUUGGAUACAAUAUAGGGAAGUAAGCAGUUAAUUGUUAUGUAGAUUACAGAAACCAAAUCAAGUGGAAACUCCUUGCUGUGGGAGAGGAAAGAAAAGCCUUUAUUUUGCAAGGGGCGAGAUUGAAAUAAAAAAAGAGUGAGAAAAAGAGAA
Pocillopora verrucosa is the source of this 3094-nucleotide messenger RNA. RefSeq names its product formin-2. NCBI's taxonomy places the organism in Eukaryota, Metazoa, Cnidaria, Anthozoa, Scleractinia, Pocilloporidae. Gene Ontology annotation, cellular component: actin filament; cytoskeleton; cytoplasm. The record is from RefSeq and is a predicted model, not a curated record. Gene Ontology annotation, biological process: actin nucleation; cortical actin cytoskeleton organization. Gene Ontology annotation, molecular function: microtubule binding; actin filament binding.